CAGCAGGAAAACACCAGCUGCCCACUGGUUCACAGAACAGACAUACAGGUACAGGAAAAUCCUAUAAAUUAUUUUUUUUUACAAAAAUAUAAAAAUAAAAAUAAUAAACCAAAAAGCCCUACACUCCAAAGCGCACACAUACGCAUCCACUGCAAUUUUGCUCCCUCCAUUCUCUUUCUUUUCUUCCCCUUUUCUUCUUCUAUUUUUUGUUUUUUAAUUUUUAUUUUUUUCUUCUUCUUCUUCUUCUUCUUCUUCCUCUCCUUCUCCUCCCCAUUUCACAAUCACUUAGAUCAAAUCACUUAGAUCAAAUCACUCUGUAUCAGCCCUUUCUUUUGCUUCCCCUCCCAAUCAUUUCUUUCUACACGCGCUCACAAGCGUAUUUCUUCUGUAUUCUAACUUGUAGAGGAGGGGGGGCUUUCUUUUUUUCUCUUUCUGGGGUUAGUGAAGAUGAGCGGUGGUGGGGUUAGGGUUUCAAUCCCGAGCAACGUCAGGAAGACGAUCCAGAACAUAAAGGAGAUCACGGGUAAUCACAGUGAAGAGGAGAUUUAUGCGACUCUUAAGGAUUGCUCUAUGGAUCCCAAUGAAACCGCACAGAAGCUUCUUUUGCAGGAUCCAUUUCAUGAAGUCAAAAGGAAACGGGACAGGAGAAAAGAGAAUGUGAACAACAGAGAGUCUGGAGAUGCUCGUUGGAGACCUGGAACACAGGGGCGGGGGAGUAAGGGUGGUCGGGUAAACUUUUCAUCUCGUCACUCGUCACAUGAUGCUAGUGGUGGCAGGAAUUUGGGCCUUGCAAGGGACAAUGGAGCCAACCAAGCUGCAGAGAAGGGAGAUGGCACUUCUAUGCCAGCCCUUCAAGAGGAAAGUAAGGAAACAAGUCUGUCAGCAAGCUCUGCUGCUGUUGUGGCUAAUGGUGCCACUGUUGAACCCUCUGGAAGCAACAGUGAAAUGCAUGCUUAUGAUUCACCUUCAGGAAGUGGCAUAAGUCAAAAUAAAGUGAUUUCAUCACCUAUUGCUGUUAGUAAGUUCGGAAGUAUAGUGUCCCCUAUUGAUGCUGACAAAACCCUCACCAUUGCAUUUGGAAUUGGGGAUGCACAUGGGGAGCCCAUUACAACCUCUAGUAACUCCUCGGUAUCUGUAACUCCAGCAUCUUCAUCAACAGUCUGUUUCUCGUCAUCAGAUCCUGUACUUGUUCCAUCUAAUGACUCACGGCUCCCCAGUACUGUGGGUACCAUUAAACGUGAAGUGGGAAGCAAUAGAACUGUUGUUGAAUCAAAUGCAGUUAGUCCUGCUGAGAAAUCAGCUUCUGAGAUUGGUACUUCUUUUCUGCAAGGCAAGAUGCCGAGUAAAUCCCAGGUUGGGAAGGAUCAGCUCAGUGAGUCUUCUCAACCCUCAUCUGCAUCAAUUCAUGAUGGCUCUCCUGGUAGUCGGCCUUCCUCUAACUACAGUAGCAGGUCACAACAAGUAAUUGGCCCUCAAAAAGCUGGUUCUACUAAGGAGUGGAAACCAAAGCCAGCAAACUCUAAUGUGCUUUUGGGGUCUGGAAUAGCUGGUUCAUCAGAUGUGUCUAAUAUUCCAGUUGAAUCCAGUAUCCAAUCACAGCCUCUAUCAAAUGUCCUUGAUUCAGAAGAAGCAACCUCUAAACUGCAGAAGAAGCUGGAGGAUUUGCAUCUUCCACAACGUCAACAUGUUAUUAUUCCAAACCAUAUUCAUGUCCCUGAAUCUGAAAGAACAAAAUUGAGUUUUGGAAGUUUUGAUGCUAGUUUUGGAGUAAGAACAGGCUGUGUCAGUGGUCCAGAGAGUGAUAAGAGUUCUACACCUUUGUCUGAAACUUCUCAGGGUGCUGAAGAAACUAUGGAGGAACAGGCUGCAAGCGAUCAAGAUACAUUAGUGGCUGAUGAGGCUGAUGAGGAGGGAGCUUAUCCUGAUCAUCCAGAGUCACCUUCACAAGCACCUGAAAAUAUAACUGGUGAGCGGGAUGUCUCAUCCAGUGCAGUAACCGAGUAUAAUGAAUCCAAGCAGGAUCCUGCACUGCUUUCUGGGGGACAGCAAUACUCGGCUGUACACACUCCAAGCUACAGUUUUGGUUUUAUGCCUCCAAUGCUGAGUAGUCAGAUUGCACCAUUUGAAAACUCUGAAUCUCAAGCACGUGAUGCUUCUCGCCUUCCUAGCUUUGUAGUUCAACCACCAUUUGAUCCUACUAGUUAUUAUGCCCAAUUUUAUCGUUCAGGCGCUGAUAGUGAUGGUCGUGUUUCUCCCUUUCCUUCAGCUGCAGUUGCUGCUAAAUACAAUGGGAAUGUUGCAGUGUUGCCUGCACAUACUUCUCAGUCUACUCAAGAGGGUGGGAAUUCAUUAGUUCUGUCAACAGAAGGUCCAACUCCACUCGUGACUCAAGCUGCUGGGCUUAUGCAAAGUUCCAUAGCUGUGACUCAGCAACCACUUCCUGUCUUCCGUCCACCAACAGGGUUGCAUAUACCUCAUUAUCCCCCAAACUACAUCCCUUAUGGUCAUUACUUUUCCCCAUUCUAUGUUCCACCUCCAGGCAUUCACCAAUUUUUAAGUAAUGGUGCAUUUCCCCAGCAACCUCAAGCUGGGGGCAUAUAUCCUGCUCCACCAGCUGCAGCUGCAAUGGGGGUAAAAUAUUCAUUUCCGCAAUACAAAGCAGGAACUAAUACAGGAAAUUCUACUCAUAUUGGGAUGGCUAGUGGCUAUGGGCUGUAUGGCUCCUCUCAAGCUGGUUAUAAUCCCAGUUCUGCAGCAACAGGCGGAAACUCUACUACAAAUGAAGAUCUUGGAUCAUCCCAGUUCAAAGAAAGUAAUGUUUACAUCACCGGGCAGCAGAGCGAGGGUUCAGCUGUGUGGAUUGCUGCUUCUGGCCGAGAUAUAUCUAGCUUGCCAGCAAGUUCCUUCUACAGCCUUCCUCCUCAGGGUCAGCAUGUGACUUUCACCCCAGCACAGGCUGGCCAUGGCACCUUUGCCAGCAUAUAUCAACCUGCACAAGCAGUGACAGCAGCAGCUGUUCACCCACUUCUUCAACAGUCUCAGGGCAUGGCUGGAGCUGUUGAUAUGGUUGGAUCUGCAGCCAGCGUAUACCAGCAGCCUCAGCAUCAACAGAUCAACUGGCCUAGUAACUACUAAAAGAUGGAUAUGAUUUAUAUUUUUGUACACCAGGAAAACAAGUCUAAUCUUGGGAUAAUUUUGGGAACAAGUUUGGAUAGAGGAGAACACAGAAGAUACAACAUUGGCUGGACUGAGAGAGUGCAAAUCUAGAAAGGGAGUCUGGAGAAAAAUUUGCCAGUGGGUAUCUUAUAAUUGCUUUGGAUUGAGGGCAUAAGCAGUGCAUUCGCCUGUAACAGAUAUUGACCUUUUUAAGUUAGUUGAGGUAGGCAUGUGCAGUUUUCUUUUUCGUAUUGCUGCCAUAUGGUGUUGCAGUUCCUUCAUUUAGUAGUCUCAAGCUUUUCUCCUCUUAUUUUUCUUUCUUAAAAAAGGUCUUUGAACUUAGGUAUUCUAAUUGUUGAGUGGUGAUAAUCUUUUCCAAUUCUUUCUGACUCUUUGAGGUUUUUCUAGGGUUCUUGAAGGUAAGAUAUAGGUUGGUGGCGAAUUUUUCCAAUUCCUUUUCUUUUAUCGUCUUUACGUUACCUGUAAAGUGAAUUUUGAUAGCAAGAAAAUCUUGUAUCUAACUGUUGUAAUUGGUAUAAGCAAAGGUGAACAUUUUAAUUGUU
Hevea brasiliensis (rubber tree) is the source of this 3719-nucleotide messenger RNA. RefSeq names its product GBF-interacting protein 1-like. The record is from RefSeq and is a predicted model, not a curated record. Lineage: Eukaryota; Viridiplantae; Streptophyta; Magnoliopsida; Malpighiales; Euphorbiaceae. The transcript has 11 exons. Bases 448 to 3135 code for a protein of 895 amino acids.